CCCAAUAGAAUAAUAGAGCUAAACUUUGAUCCCCCAUCACAAACUACCCAGUACAUACCGACACUGUACUAUACUAUCCUACACUAUACUAGAAAUCCAUCAUCAUAACAUACACUACUACACUCAUACGCUCAUACGCUCACAUACAUUCUAAAGUCCAAAGCAACAGAUUCUUUCCACAUAUUCCACUGCAACAUUUCAAUCAUUUACUUUACCUAGGUACCUGCCUCGUUAGCAUAACCUUACGAAAACGACCAUAAAAAUAAACGACAUCUAAUCCCUCCAUUUCCAAUAAUACCGACAACCUACCUCCUCCUUACGCUUACACUUACACAUUCCAACCACGAAUAUUGGCAAUACGAAACUGGUUUUCUAUCCAAGGAGGCGUUGUUGAGAGAAGAAAGAACAAGAAACAUUCCAGGGUCGCCAUUCAAAUAGGCAUCUACCCUACCUACCUACCUACCUACCUACCUACCUACCAUCCACCUACUAGUAUUUUGCGACAAGUCACUACGCGCCCAUUGGUCUUUCCAUUUAGAGUACAUCCCAACCCAACCCCAAAUCUCAAAGCAAACGGGAGCCGCCAAAACUCAAAGUCAGGUCCGAUUAAAGUCAAGUGCGCACGAUACGGCAUCUCUGCUGUACAUUCGAAUGCGAAUUCUUUUGGAAAGAGGAAAGAACCCAUACGAAACUAUACCAAGUAUGACGUGAAGACUUUCCUUUCUCUACUUCAAUUAACAGAAUAUACUCAUCAUCGCAAUUGCCUUCUAUAAUUUACACCGUACCAUUCUCGAACCACCAAUCUCCCACCGACAACCGAAUCCGACUCAUAACUCUCUUCCCUCUUUCUUACGCCACUAUCCUCCUCUUCCGACAUUCCUCGAAUUGUUUCUUUACCUGUACAGUCUACAUUCCGGUCGAUUUCCAAUAAAAUACCCAUUUUGGACAAUACUUGUUGAUUAUUUCUUUCUCAAGUUAUAGUCUAUUCAAUCGAGCAUUCAAAAACAACCUGCGACAUAAAGGAACUCUGUAUUAGCUGGUCGGUCCCAUUUCAUCCACAACCUUUUCUCUCUAUAGAACCGAGGACUGCGACAAGAACGACGACGCGACAAAUUUCGAAAUAGAAUAAAAGAGAAAAGUUAUUCAUUUUCUGUAACGACUACAUUUCUUCAUGUCGCAAGACGAAUAAUUUCCGACAUCAGCGCCAAAAAAAAUAAGAGAUCACUCCUCAUCUUAAAUUGUCAAGCCGCGACAUUCCAACAAACAUCAUGUCGUACUCCAAUAGUGGCGGGGGCACCCUUACUAUGCCAUCACCUACACACGUUCACCAUGUUGAUGUUACCUCAGCAGUGAGAUCGCUAAGACGUUCUAUAUCGCGUUCGCCAUCCAAGUAUCGACUGGUCACUAAAUCUCCUAGCCCAUCACCAAAAUCCCCGCUGUCACCAUCUCCAUUGUCACCAUCUAAGCGCGCAUCCUCAUAUCCUGCCUUGUUCGCAGGAACAAACACACCUCACACACCAUCACCACUUGCUGUACCAUUUCCUCCAAGCUCAAGAUUGGCAGUUCGAUCUUCGUCGCGAGCCAAGACUGCCCCUCCUCGACAAGGCACCCGUCUGCGAACAUCACCUAGAAGUCCUAUGAAGCGGGCAUUGAGCCAAACAAUUGAUACUGGUAACGCGACUCCAACACCGCUCGGUUUUAUGGGUGGACAAGAAAAUUUUGGUGGUAGCAGUCCUGUCGACGGAAAGGGCCUGGAGAAGCUUCCGAGAAUGCAACUUAAUUUAGAUUCGAUUGCGCCGGCCAACCAGAAAUUGUCGCGACUAGGUGGCGAUGGAGCCAGUGAUUGCAAUACAUCCAGCUCAAGUCCACUGAAGCGCAGCGAUACAAUCAUGAACUUUGAUCAAGCAAGCCUCGGAAGUCCAGUCGCAAAGCGUAGAAGUCUUCACGGUUCUGCCAACUUUGGCCAGGACUUCAACGCCUUUGAUCCGCCACAGACAGCAGCCUCUCCAUCGCAAUUUGAUAUUCAUAGUGAUUUGAAUCACGAAUAUGAAUUAUCCGCCACAGUUCUUACUUCUGAAAAUACUGCAUCUCCUUUCACCUCGACACCUCGACGUUCCUCUUCUUUGCGUAAAUCCACAUUACUUCAAAGAAAUGGCGAGAAGACUUCUUGGGGUCGAAGACAUGCAGCUCAAAUUUUAGCUGCGCAACAAUCCGCACAACAACAACCUUUUGCGAUUGCGAACCAGGAAAUUGUUAGCCCAAGUAAGCAAAAGAAUCGUCCAAGAUUGUCUUUGGAUCAGUUCGUUGCACCCCCAAAUCGCGAUAGCCCGUUUAGUCCCCAGGGUAACCUUCCAAAUGCAUCUAUGCACGCGGUCAAUCAAUCACAACAACCCACACAUCAACCACAUCCACUUUCACGUACCAUGACAAAUUCCUCCUCUAGCUCGAGCAUCGCUGAGGAUUCACCUGUUCAACAAGUUCCUGUUAAGUUUGCUGGUAACCAAAAGUCCAAGAUCGAUUUUUCAAAAUCUUUACCUGCUGGAGCUCUAAGGCCGUUCAAUUUGGAUGCUCCUAAUGACUUCUCAACUCCCAAGAAUUUUAAAGCUGUUAAGCCAUUACCUGCUGCGUUCAUGUCGACGGGUCUCAUCUCAAAGGUCAACAGAAGACCGGAAGAAGUUCAAAUGCUUCGUGGAAACACCAAGUCAAAUGUUCCAGACACGCCAUGUAAGAAGCAGAACAACAUUUUCGGUACUUACCCAGCCGCAGUUCCAACUAGCGCCAUUGCGAAAGCUAGGCAAAUCCGGCAUUCAUUCGGUACCCCAUCAACACCCUUCAAUCCCCACGGAGCACCAGCUAUCGGUACCUUUGGAAAGGGCAGUGGCGUCUUUGGAAGUAGCUUUGGUCAACCGCGAGGUCUAACUCGACGAGGUAGCUUUCUUAGCAUCGAUGGGGACGACAUUGGAUCGCCGGAUUUCAAGACCGACAGUCAAAUUAGUGAUUUUGAUCUACCGCCAACUCCAACGAAGCAAGCCCCGAGCUUUUCUCAUUUUCAAAACGGUAGUCCUACGAGUCAUCGAUCGAUUCCGGCCUCAAUGUCUGCUGUGGGUGGCUAUAGCUUAGGAAAGAUACCAAGAUCAAGCAGUAAGUUGAACCUCUCUACGAGUCCAGGCGAGCAGGAAGAGGAAGACAGUGAUACUUCCAUCGAUAUGAGCGACUCUCCUACACCGGCCGCUGCCGGGCUUCCCUUCAGUACUUCUAUUUCUGUACCCUCCUUUUCUAGAUCCCGAGCUUUGCGGGGCAUGCAAUCUCCUUCGCCGCUGAUGGCUAAAUCUCUUACUACAUCUUUUUUGAGUCCCUCAAGACAUCCUUCAAGAAAGCCCGGUUUUGCUAAAAUUAGUCACGUGGCUCCAGCCAGUCCAUUGGAGCGUGUAGAUUUCAUCGAGAGACUGUCACCUUGUACACCUCAAGACAGCAUGUUACCGCCCGAUCCAAGUGGGCUCUCCAUCUCUAAUCAUAAGGAUGGGCAAGCUCAACUAGGUGCUAAUAGUGCUCCUGUUGCUCCACCUCCAGCCACACCAACCACUGGUCGAGAUUUUUUCGGUAAAACCAGCACCACCCCGAUUGGAAGCUUCCCACCUCGAGAUGUGGAUGAGUCCCUCGUAUCACGAUUCGACCAGGUAGAGAUGAUUGGAACUGGAGAAUUUUCCCAGGUGUACCGAGUUACCCAGAGCUCUCAAAAGGCAUCAGCAUUCCUCUUUGGCGAUACAGUCGACUCCCCAAUGAGUGGUAGAACACCACCAACACCCCAGCCACCACGUAUCUAUGCCGUCAAGAAGUCUAAACAACCAUAUCAAGGCUACAAGGAUAGAUCCCGGAAGCUCAAAGAAGUUGAGGUUAUCAAGGCACUUGGUCAGGCUGACAAUGUGGUUCACUAUGUUGACUCUUGGGAAGAGAAGAACUACUUGUACAUUCAAACCGAGUUUUGUGAAGAAGGUAGUCUUGAUAUCUUCCUCUAUCAAGUUGGUCGGAAGGGAAGAGUAGAUGAUUUCAGGAUCUGGAAGAUUUUACUAGAGAUUGGACAGGCAAGUUAAACCCUCUAUGAUUAUCACACUUGACUAACAUUUGACAGGGCCUUAAACAUAUCCAUGAUUCUGGCUUCAUUCAUCUUGAUAUUAAACCCGCCAAUAUCAUGAUUACUUUUGAGGGUGUCUUGAAAAUUGGAGAUUUUGGUAUGGCAACUUCAUGGCCUGCUUCCGAUGCAAUUGAAGGUGAAGGAGACCGUGAAUACAUUGGACCAGAGAUUCUCCUUGGACAAUAUGACAAACCAGCAGAUGUUUUCGCCCUUGGUAUGGUCAUAUUCGAAAUCGCCACCAACGUAUACCUUCCCGACAACGGAGUCUCUUGGCAACGACUAAGAUCCGGAGACAUGAGCGAAGCCCCAAGUCUUACUUGGAGUGAAGCAAGUAGCAUGCUCCGUGAUGCUAACGGCAUACCCAUCGUACCAAGCGAUGAUUCCCUGACAAGCGAUGAUGAAUUCGAUGCCGACUUUGGUUCACCAAUUGCUGCUAGCCGAAAACGAUUUACCUCAUCUUCCAAGUCAUUUGCUCAUGACGCAAGCAACCUAUUCGGUUCUUCUCGGCGUGGUGAACUUGACCAAGCUCCAGAAUUCAUGAGAGACCCUAGUCAUGAAUGUACACUCGAUAAGCUUGUUCGAUGGAUGAUCUCACCACGUCCUCAAGAUCGACCCUUGAUUCAUGAGGUACUUGAAGCAGAAGGUCUUCAAUGGGUUAGCAAUAGAAGACGUGCUGGAGCCACUGUUUUUGAAGGAAACUGGGGACCAGCGGAUGAAGUCUUAGAUGAUGCUGAGAUGAUGGAUGUUUAAAAUCUUUCAGGAUUUUGCUGCGAGCAUCGCUGUUAACAUUAUCGCCAAGUACUCGCUCGAUCCUGGAUAGGACUUGAGGAGAUUUGGAUUCACAUCAAUUUGAAUUUUAUCAUGUGUUUACGGCGUUGGCAGGAUAUCAACGGCGUUACCAAAUGAUAUCUACCUCUACUUUACGACCCACUACCCCUACGAUUCACGAUUUGCCUUCUCAGCCUAACGACCUUACUUUCUUGUAUAUAUUAUUCUUCGAACAUGAGUUCCUCGCUCAUUUUACGCAUUCACGAGACCCACAGCAUCUAAAGCAUACAAAAUCAACAUAAAAAAGACGAGAGAAAGAUAAUAUUUGGUGGGGAUCACUGAUCAAGUUAUUGAACGAUUAUCAUGUCAAGAUUAUUAUGAAAGAAAAGAGGAAGCGACUUUUUACCUUUUAUUUGUGUCUUGUUUUUGCGAGUUGAUAGGCAGGUAUAUGGAUUUGAUUACAAAGAAAGAUAGUAUCUAUCCAUGCUUGCUAUGAGCUUAACCAGAUUUUGAUUGCUUUGUAUUAGCUACGUUUCUUUUUUCGAAAGCUUUUAGUUUCUUUUGUUCUCUACAUACCCUUUUGUUCUCCAGAAACCGACGUGCUCAAAUACGAAGCACAUAAGGUUAGAAAUGUUUUGUUUUUAAUAGGGGAGUUGUGAAACGACAAAUUCCUAAUCAUAAGGGAGGAUGGGAUGGAUUGAUUGAUUGAUGGAUGGGGAAUAUAUGAGGUGUUUUGUGUUUGUCUUUGUUGAGGCAUGGGAAUGGGAUGGAGUGGAAUGGAUUGAUUUGAUGGAGUUUCCAUUUGUUGAAUUUCGUUUGUUAAGGGUGAGGAUGAAUAUGCGUGCGGGAGAGAUGGGUGGGUGUGAAGAAGAUUGAGUGGGUGAUGAAUGAUGAUGGGUGGUAGUGGUGAAUGAUUGUAGAUAUAGAGAUCCUUGAAUUGUGGAUGGAUGGGCACUUGCUUAUUUGCUUGUUUUGCUAGAUAGUCUAGAGAGACUCGGAGAUACAAUACUCUUGCUUGUAGCUAGCUGGCUGAUAUAGCUAAGAUUCUGGACUGAUUCAAGAGAAUGAAUAAGAAUAAGAAUAAAUGAUGUUGACAAU
Sclerotinia trifoliorum is the source of this 5998-nucleotide messenger RNA. The record is from the annotation of a GenBank genome assembly. NCBI's taxonomy places the organism in Eukaryota, Fungi, Ascomycota, Leotiomycetes, Helotiales, Sclerotiniaceae.